GCUUUGAGGGAGCCGCUCUUCAUUGGUAUCUGAAUCGUGUACAGGCCGCUAAUAUUGCUAACCAACAACACGUAUUCGCUGACUGGACAGCCUUCGCUAAUGCACUCCGUGCUGCAUUCCAACCUCCUAAUCACCAACAAUACCUCCGUCAACAACUGAAGAAAUUGCGACAAACUGGAUCAGUACAAGAAUACGGUAUGCGAUUUCGAAACUUGUUGGGACAAAUAGAGGGAAUGGGAGAUCUAGACCAGGUUGCGUACUUUAUUGAAGGCCUCAAACCAGCCACCCGAAUGGAAGUCAGUUACCAAGCUCCCACUGAUUUUGAGACAGCCUGGACACUUGCUGUUCGAUAUGAUAUCGCCAUGUACGGAAUAGGGAAACCUACGCAACGUCAUAAUAAUAAUGAAAAUCUAUCAUCGCUACGUCAUCAUCGUGACCGCCGAUCACCAUCACCGAAUAAUAACAACCAAUCAACUCCGAUGGAAAUUGAUCAAGUCGAGAAAAGACAAUCAUUGUCAUCCGAAAAUAGAAAGAAAAAGCAGCUAUGCUAUAACUGUGGAAAGCCCGGUCACUUUGCGAACGUAUGUCGUAGUAAGCGAAAUACUACCGUUAAUCGAAUUGAAGAAUCUCGUACUCCGUCACCCACCGCUGAAAUCGGUCGUCUUGAAGAUAACAAGGAAGAAUUAUUACGAUUUAAUGGAAAAAUAAACGGAAAACCCGCCUGGAUCCUGCUCGAUAGUGGAGCAUCAAAAAAUUUCGUCAGUAAGAAAUUCGCGCAAACACAUCGUCUAACAGAAACACCAACUCCAAAACUGACAGUAGAACUAGCCGAUGGACGAAAGACAGAAGUUGAGAGUAAAGUUGAAAUGCACGAAUUAGAAUUGAGCAAAUAUCGAACCUCUGGGAUUUACGGACAACGUACGAUUAAAGUCAAAGCAACACCUCAAAAGACAAUCACAGACGCCGAAUGUUCAACCACUUUUAUUUCUCGUCAACAACUAGCACGAACGUCGGAUGAUGCCGAAUUAUUUGUUAUUUACGCCGCCGACACCGAAACACCGAAUACACAAUACGAAAACGUCGAGUCAAACUCUGACCCCGAAGAACAAGCCAUAUAUACCGAAUUUGCUGAUGUAUUCCCUGACGAAUUACCAAAUAAGCUACCGCCUAGUCGAACCAUCGAUCAUGCCAUUGAAUUAGUCCCUGGAGCUGAACCGCCAUCUAAAUCUACAUACAAACUCUCUUACGUCGAGAUGAACGAAUUAAAGAAACAACUCACAGACCUCUUGAGUAAAGGAUUUAUCAAACCGAGUACCUCACCCUAUGGCGCACCUGUAUUAUUCGUACACAAAAAGGAUGGAACUUUACGUCUUUGUGUUGAUUAUAGAGCGUUAAAUAAGGUAACAAUCAAGAAUCGAUACCCAUUACCACGUAUUGAAGAACUUAUGGAUCGUCUAGUUGGAAGUAAAUACUUCAGUAAGAUUGACCUAUACUCUGGCUAUCAUCAAAUCCGAAUAAAAGAAGAAGACAUUCCGAAAACCGCUUUUCGUACAAGAUACGGCCACUAUGAGUUCUUAGUCUUACCAUUUGGUCUUACUAAUGCUCCCGCUACAUUCAUGACGCUUAUGAACGAUAUUUUUCGAGAAUACUUGGACAAUCGUACUAGAAAAGAACAUUUAAAACAUGUUCGUAUCAUCCUCCAAACACUUCGAAAGCAUCGACUAUAUGCUAAAGCAAAGAAAUGCGAAUUAUUUCGUAAGAAGGUAGAAUAUACUGGACAUUUUGUAUCUGAAGAAGGAAUUACAGUCGACCCAAGAAAAGUUGAUGUAAUUAAAAAUUGGUCUACACCUACCAAUACCUCCGAAUUAAGAUCAUUCUUAGGGCUCGCCAGCUAUUAUCGAAAAUUUGUAUCAGGCUUUUCAGCAAUCUUCCACCCAACACACACCUCCGCAAGUGCCCCGACAAUAGCCAAAAUAUUCUUUGCUACAGUAUUUGAGAACCAUGGAUUACCUCGAACUAUUAUUUCAGACAGAGACUCCAAAUUCACCAGUCGUUUUUGGCAGGCACUAUUCAAACACCUCGGAACAAAAACCGCAAUGUCAACAGCAUUCCACCCUCAAACGGACGGACAGACUGAGCGACUCAAUAGGACGUUAGAAGAAAUGUUACGUAUUUAUGCUACAUACAAGCAAGACGAAUGGGACGAAUAUUUAUCUGCUGCAGAAUUCGCGUAUAAUAAUUCUAAACAAGCGUCGACAGGAUUUACGCCGUUCGAGCUUGAUAAUGGUCAACACCCUCAUACGCCUAUUACACUGGCCAAAAAGAGUAUUACUAACGUAGCGGCAGCGAAUGAUUUUAUUGAACAUUGGAGUAAUAUGAUAACGAUCGCUAAAGAUCAUUUACGGGAAGCCCAAGAAAGACAAACAAAAUAUGCUAAUAAUCAUAGACGACAUUUAGUGUUCAAAACUGGUGAUCAAGUAUUACUCUCCAUGAAAAAUACUAAUAACCCAGUUGACAGAAAUCGACCCACAAAGAAAUUGACUCCGAGAUUUAUGGGACCAUACACAGUUAUACAAGUUAUUUCGCCAGUAGCAUAUAAGCUGAACCUUCCCGAAACAACGAAGACUCACCCUAUCUUUCAUGUCUCACUUUUAAAACCAUAUCAACACUCACCCGACGAAUUUGCGAGACCGACACCACCACCACCAGCCAUUGUCGAAUCUGAUACUGAACGAGAAGAAUAUGAAGUCGAGACGAUAUUAGACAAAAGGAUUAUCCGAAAGAAAAUACAAUACUUGGUUAAAUGGGUCGGAUAUCCAUUACACGAUGCAACAUGGGAACCUGUGCAGAAUUUAUCAAACGCGCCGGAAAGAAUUAAGGAAUUCGAAUUGACGAGGAC
This is a messenger RNA of Paraglomus occultum, 2899 nucleotides long. The record is from the annotation of a GenBank genome assembly. NCBI's taxonomy places the organism in Eukaryota, Fungi, Glomeromycota, Glomeromycetes, Paraglomerales, Paraglomeraceae.